AGCAUAGAGAGUUUUGGACUUUGGAGAUCAUCAGCUGAUUCAAGGAGCCUUAUGAGCUUAUGACAGUAAUUUGUUUUGUUUUUGAAUCCUAGAGGAGAGACAGCACAAUAAUGGAAGAUAAUAAGAAUUCCAGUCCCUUAGAUCUCAAUGGUCCAAAUUUUAAUGCUAAUAUGUAUUUGGAUAAAUUAUUCAAGGAAUGUAACUUGAAACAAAUAAUGGAUCACGAAAAUGAGAUAAUCAAGGAUACUCAAACAUUGCAUUCUGACAUGCAAACUUUAGUUUAUGAAAAUUACAACAAAUUUAUUUCAGCAACAGAUACUAUAAAAAAAAUGAAAAAUGAUUUCAAAGAUAUGGAAACUGAAAUGGAUCUUCUGGCAAAAAACAUGGAUUCAAUCACAAGCUAUGCUGAAAAAAUACAUUCAACACUUCAAGGGAGUAGACAAAAAAUUAGUAAAUUAUCUGGCAUCCACACUCUUUUACAACGACUUCAAUUCUUAUUUAAAUUACCUGCAACGCUCAAGAGCAGAAUGGAAGAAAAGAAUUAUAACCAGGCUGUCCAAGACUAUAUGCAUGCACAGAGAGUUCUAAAACAAUAUGGUGAUUUACCGUCAAUACAAGGAAUCAAAUCUGAUUGUGAUGUGAUUUUAAAAGAAUUAAGAGAGGAACUUCGACAGCAGUUCUGUUAUAAAAAUACUACCACUAAAGAAAUGACAGAUUCAGUUGAUCUUCUUUUACAACUAGAUGAACCUGCGGAACAGCUUUGUGAAGAUUUCUUGAAGUGCGCAGAGCAACGAUUGGGUGAGCAACUAGUCAUGCUCAAAGAUCAGAGUGAGCAAAAAGACAUAAGCGAGUUUAUGGAUUUAGGGUGUAAUGGUUUUUUCAACGAUUUAUGUUUAGUUGUUGCUUCAUUUUAUGAUAUGUUCAUCAACAACACUAGAACAUCUGAUAAUAUAGAGAAUAGUGAAGUAUUUGAGAAUUUUGCUGCUAAAGAAUUGAGAACAUUUGUGAAAGAUAAUAUGGAUAAGUAUUUUCAGCUGGUUCAACAUAAAGUCGAUUCAGAGCAAGAUGCUAGUGAUACAAUAAUUUUAGUACAAGCCCUUGAUAAAUUCUAUAGGGGAGUUGAAGGUCAUAUGCUGUAUCCUAACGUGGAUUUUGUAUCGCCUGCCACUGAUGUGGUUGUUAAUGCAGGUAGAAAACAGUGCAAAGCCCAUUUGCAAGUGUUGAAAAUGCAUUUUAAUGAUUCUUUAACUAAAGUCAGACAAUGCUUAACUACUCCUAAGCUAGUGAAUGACGAGGAUGUAUCCAAGAAUUUAACUGAACUAUUGAACUCCGUCAUUCAAACAAUAGUGGAGAAAGUGAAAGGAGUCCUACAAGACCUUUGUGCUUUUAUACAUCCUGACAUUGCAUUUUCUCAGAAAACUGAUUUCAAGGACAGUUUUUGUGUGGAUAACGUAAGGGAAGGUUUGAUUAUUUGUUUUCUGCAUCAUCUGACAGCAACUGCCUUCUGCACAACAGUUCAUACAGAUCCAAAGUUUCCACCCACAUUGUUAUUAUUGCUCUCGAAAUUAUGUAUGGAAUUUAGAAAUGGGCAUGUCCAUCAGUUGCUAAGUCUUACUGAUGAAUUAUUUCAUAUUAAUUCAAUGCAUCUGAAACCUAACCCUGCUCUGACAAAUGAAACUGAAAUAGAGACUUCCAUGCAAGAAUCCGCUCAAGAAUUACUCAAUCAUUAUGUAAGGAUACAAGGCCUCAACGUAUCCCAGAUGCUACGAAAAAGUGUCGAAACCAGAGACUGGCUCCAUACCAUCGAACCAAGGACUGUUAGAGCUGUUAUGAAAAGAGUGGUUGAAGAUAUAGCGGCUAUUGAAACUACUAUAGCUUUAUUCUAUGAAGAUCAAGGAACAAGCACAGAACACAGUAGUGAUUCCAGUAGGAAACAACAAAGCCUUUCUAUCAGUAGACAUCAGUCUCGUUCAAAUUGGUCAAACUAUACUCCAAGCCAUUUGGAUUCCACCCUUGUUUCUAAUAUGCACAGAAUCUUCAGUGAAAAGAUCGAAAUAUUUUCUACAGUAGAAUUCAACAAAAUUUCGAUUCUAACUGGUAUAAUAAAAAUAAGUUUGAAGACUUUCAUGGAAUGUGUGCGGUUGAAAACUUUCAGUAAAUAUGGAUUGCAACAAAUUCAAGUGGACACACACUAUUUGCAAUUGUAUUUGUGGAGAUUUGUUGCCGAUGAAAAUGUUUUGCAUUUCUUACUUGAUGAAAUUCUGGGGUCUGCUGUUCAUCGUUGCUUGCAACCAGUACUGAUGGAACCUAGUGUCGUUGAUAUAAUCUGUGAAAGAGGUUGAAAUUUCUCACCUAAAGAAAAGUUUUAUCGAAAUAAUUGUUCAGAGGAAGUUGACAUUCUCUAAUAUCUUAAUUAUUUAUAUGGAAUAUUUUAGUAAUUCUAUUAUUGAUCAAUCUCAAAUAAUUAUUUUUAUCUGCAAU
This is a messenger RNA of Harmonia axyridis, 2481 nucleotides long. It is a transcript of the gene Vps51, whose product is annotated as vacuolar protein sorting-associated protein 51 homolog. Gene Ontology annotation, cellular component: membrane; EARP complex; GARP complex. Lineage: Eukaryota; Metazoa; Arthropoda; Insecta; Coleoptera; Coccinellidae. Gene Ontology annotation, biological process: lysosomal transport; retrograde transport, endosome to Golgi; Golgi organization. The transcript has 12 exons. The record is from RefSeq and is a predicted model, not a curated record. Bases 111 to 2342 code for a protein of 743 amino acids.